Penaeus monodon (black tiger shrimp) is the source of this 2406-nucleotide messenger RNA. RefSeq names its product coiled-coil domain-containing protein 149-B-like. The coding region runs from base 98 to 2344 and encodes 748 amino acids. The transcript has 9 exons. Lineage: Eukaryota; Metazoa; Arthropoda; Malacostraca; Decapoda; Penaeidae. The record is from RefSeq and is a predicted model, not a curated record.
GCAGACGACGUAACAGCUGGACAGAUGUCAGCUGAUAAGAAGUGACUUCCGUUUCUUUUGUAAUAUAAGACCUUAUUACCUCGUCAUUAGUGCCAUUAUGAGUGCCAAAGCCAGAACGAGGCACUUGCAGAUUAUAACUCCAGAGGAAGAACUAGAAAAUCUGCGAAAUGAAGUUGGCGUGCUGCAAAGGGCCGUGGAGAGCAAGAGUGCCGCAGUGGGCAUCCUCAGGUCAGAGUUGCAAGAGUGCCAGAGAGAGAGGGACAAGUUCCGCAUGAUGGCCGAGCAGGGGACGAUUCACAGGUCGUCUGCACCUGCCGUCUCAAAGCCCGCAUACUCGGACCCCGGUAGAUCUGCAAUGCUCAGUGGCUCGGAGGGAACCUUAGCCCAGCUCUUGUCGCAGUCCAAGGAAGAAAACAAGAUGCUGCGACUCGAUGUGACAGAACUGAAAUGCAAACUGCACGACGCCCAGGCUGACAUCAAGGUACUGCGGGAGGAAGUGCACCGCCUGCGAGGUGGGGAAGGUCGCAGAAGGAGCAUCGCACACACCACAGUUAGCCAGCUGGCUCAUCAGGAGAGGGAGCAGUUCAUCUCACAAAUGGAGGCUCUCAGUGCCAAAUGCCAGGCCCUGGAGGGUGAUGUACGUGGCCUAGUUGAGGAGAGGGAAGAGCUGGUGCGUGAACUAGAUGCCGCCACUCACAAGCUCCACCGACUCAACCACAUUCUCAACACUGUCCUGUCCUCCGUGUCAAGCCCAGGAGCACCCAGUCACCCCAAGCGGAUCAUUGACCUUGAUGCCAUCAUUACAGAGAACAGAUACCUUCAGCAGAGAAUGAAACAGACAGAGGAGGAGAGAAACCUUGCACGGAGUAAUGCAUCAAAGUAUAAGGCGGCACUGGAAAAGUGCCGUUCCCAGGGGUCACUCAAGCUAGGCACUUCGGAAAACCUAAUAGUUACCCCCAAGCAAGUGGGUGAGCUGCUGAAAGACUACCGAGGUGAGGUAGGCGGAGCAGCAGAGAGCGACCUGAAAUCGCUGUGUGUUGCCCUCGUUGAUGCACUGAACCAACGAUCAAGAGCCUUAAGGACCCAGCGCUCUGCUAACAAAGUGUUGGUGGGACGAGUGACAGAGCUUGAGAGACAGUUAGCCGCUGGGGAUGUCAAAGAUAUAGAAGGAACAGAUGGCAGCGAUGGGAGCAAGAGGCUGGCAGCAGGACCUCAGCUGGGAUCCCUUAGCCUGAUGGAUGGUUAUGUUCAUCCGUCGGGCCCCAUUCCCAAGUACUCACAGGAGGAAAUCUUACAGGACCCACGGCUUGUGAAGCUCUUGCAGGGUAGCAGUGUUAGGGAAGGGGAAGUGAGUGCAAGGAAAGAAAAUGCAGAUCAUGGUGCUGAGAAAAAUGAAGCCAGUGUCUACAAAGAAGACCCAAGAUGUAAAGGCUCAAGUGAGUCAUGUGUUGUGAAUAAACAGAGUCCAAUAAAAGCUGAAUCUCAGACUAAUGGUGACAAGACCCAGGGCAGUGCCUCCAAUAAAAGUGCCUCAAGUAUUAGCAAUAUAAACAACCAGAAUAAAGAACUUUCAGAAGAUAAUACAGGGUGUGAGGAGAGAGAAUCAAGUAAUAAUGAAAAGGAUUAUGUAAAGGAAAAGGACAAAGGACAGGAAAAGGGAGUCUCAGAAAACCAGAAAGGUGAACAGAACACUAAGUCCUCACAGAAAGUCUGUAAAAAUGCUGGAAACUUAAGUGUGAACAGUGUUCCCACAAGUAAGGUAACCACAUACAUUAAUCCCAAUGAUGACCUCGAGGAAAUUAUACCCAUAGAUCAGUUGGACUCCUAUAUCAAGGAGGUUCAGCUCCAGCGAAAGCAAACCAAGAAACCUGUUGCAACAUCUGAGUCAAGCUCUUCUGAGAACAAGGUCAGUGAAGAGCCAGCUACCUCAAAUCCAGAAAGCAAAAUAGAUCAGAAUUCAAAAACUGCCAAUGGGACUGACAGUACAGGUGUACAAGAUAUGCAUUCAUUCACAACACAGGUCAUAGAAGAGGAAGAUGAGGGUGGUGAUGAUGAUGACAGCAGUUUUGAUUUGGACAUCAGUGACUACGAUAGUGACAAUGACAACCUUGAUGCAGCGCUGGAGGAGUGGCAGAAGGACUUCGCUCCAAAGGGCAGUCAAGGCAAAAACAAGGCCCUCAAGUCAAAAAGCAGUCCAUCCAAAGAAGGAAAGCCAAGUGCAAGAGAGAAAUUCCGUCUAUUCAAGAGGGACAACAGCUCAGAAACGGAGCUCCCUCCUGCCCUCCAAAAGCUCCUUGAUCAAGCCACUGCCGAUGCUAUAGGCGAUGGGAUGCAGUGCACCUGAGCCUGGCACUCACUGUCAGUUCUUGUCCAAAGUAAUACAAAACAAGCAUUUUUCUUUUUGUU